Hyaloscypha bicolor E is the source of this 2267-nucleotide messenger RNA. RefSeq names its product Pentulose kinase. The transcript has 3 exons. The record is from RefSeq and is a predicted model, not a curated record. NCBI's taxonomy places the organism in Eukaryota, Fungi, Ascomycota, Leotiomycetes, Helotiales, Hyaloscyphaceae. The coding region runs from base 359 to 2194 and encodes 611 amino acids. Gene Ontology annotation, biological process: carbohydrate metabolic process. Gene Ontology annotation, molecular function: kinase activity; phosphotransferase activity, alcohol group as acceptor.
GUUUUGUGUACGGAGAGGGUGGGGUAUGACGUGCAACCCUGGCAUGCUCAGAAAAACGUUGGAUGUUGAUCAUUGUGAGUAAAAGCUAGAGCCCUCCAAGUUUGUAAACCAUUCAUCGCCGCGCCGGCAUAGCACGUAUAUUUCUCCAGCGAAAGAGACACGACUGAUCUUCAAUUGCCUUCUCAGAGCAACUCAGCCGAGCGCCAACCGGUCGGUUGCCCCUCAUUCCUUCCCGUCUACCCCUCGCUGUCGAAGCUGGGCUCAACAAAUUAGGCACAGGGCAUCCGACAAGCUCUCAGCCACCCCCAGUUGAGGGAGCUCCGGCUGACCUUGGGUGUCAGCAGCGACGUAACCCAGGAUGGCUCAGAUCCCCUUCCGCCAAAACUACAGAAAGCCCUCGCGCCAGGCGAGCAUGGAUCCACACAACGAUUUGAACCCUCAUGUGGACCAUUACAUUGGCAUUGACGUUGGCACGGGUUCUGCAAGAGCCUGCGUAAUCGAUGCCUCUGGUGACAUCAAGGCGCUGGCGACGGAGAACAUUGGACUUUGGCAACCAGAAACUGGAUACUACGAGCAGUCGACUACCGAUAUCUGGAGAUGCAUCUGCAUGUGCGUCCACCGAGCUCUCAGCCAGCACAACAUCGAUCCGACGACUGUUCGUGGAAUUGGCUUUGACGCCACCUGCUCCCUAGCAGUCUUCGCACACGAUACCGAUAAACCAGUGCCUGUUACCGGCCCUAAUUUCACGAAUGACGGAAAUGAUCGCAACGUCAUUCUCUGGUUGGACCACAGACCUGUCGAGGAGACGGCAAAGAUCAAUGCUACCGGCCACAAUCUCUUACGCUAUGUUGGAGGCAAGAUGAGCAUUGAGAUGGAAAUACCAAAAGUGCUGUGGUUGAAGAACCAUAUGCCACCUGAGUUGUUUGAUCGUUGCAAGUUCUAUGACUUGGCAGAUGCGUUGACCCAUCUGGCAACAGGCAACGAGACGAGGAGUUUCUGCAGCACAGUCUGCAAACAGGGCUAUGUCCCAGUUGGAGUUGAUGGAAGUGUCAAGGGGUGGCAGGAUGAUUUCUACGAGGCCAUUGGCUUGGGGGACCUUACCAAGGAUGACUAUAAGAGGAUUGGUGGAGUUGAUGGGGUGAACGGAAAGUACCUAAGUGCUGGCGAAUUAGUUGGCGUUCUGAGUGAGAAGGCCGCUUCACAGCUGGGCCUGCCUGCCGGCAUUGCAGUUGGUAGUGGUGUCAUAGACGCUUAUGCUGGGUGGGUUGGCACCGUAGGCGCAAAGGUCAACCUGGACAGUGACCAGCUUGACUCCCAGGUUCCUAAGAACGAUAUGUCUCAAGCUUUCAGCCGACUGGCAGCAGUUGCAGGAACAUCGACAUGCCAUCUUGCAAUGUCAAAACAGCCCGUUUUCGUCGACGGUGUCUGGGGUCCAUAUAGAGACGUGCUGCUUCCGGAUUUCUGGAUGGCUGAGGGUGGCCAGUCAGCAACGGGAGAGCUUUUGAAGCAUGUUCUCGAAACCCACCCAGCAUACAAUGAAACCGUGUCUCUGGCUGAGUCCUUCAGCACCAGCGUCUACGACUACUUGAACUCUCAUUUGGAGGAAUUGAAAGAAAAGACAAACGCACCAACGAUCUCCUACCUCGGUCGACACUUUUUCUUCUACGGCGACCUCUGGGGCAACCGUUCUCCGAUUGCCGAUCCUAACAUGACCGGAUCUGUCAUCGGACUGAGCAGUGACCGAAGCAUGGAUGGCUUGGCUAUCUAUUAUUACGCUACCAUGGAGUUCAUCGCCAUGCAGACACGCCAAAUCGUCGAAAAAAUGAACGAUUCCGGACAUGGCAUCACCAGCAUCUUCAUGUCAGGAUCCCAAUGCCAGAACAAGAUUUUGAUGGAACUCAUGGCCACGACGUGUGACAUGCCUGUAUUGAUCCCAAGAUACGUACACGCGGCUGUGGUUCAUGGUGCGGCUAUGUUAGGUGCUAAGGCAGCCAGUGCUGAUACAGAUGGCAAGACCGAGGAUCUUUGGAGCAUCAUGGAUCGUAUGAGCAAGCCUGGCAAAGUCACGAGACCGGGGAAGAAUGCGAACGAGAAGAAGCUACUUGAUGCUAAGUACAAGGUAUUCCUGGAGCAGGUUAAAACACAACAGGAGUAUCGGAUGAGCGUGGAUGAGGCUGUUAAAGGGUGGGCUUGAUUGUCUCCGUGUAUUUAAAAGAUAGAAAGAAUAGAAUGCUUGUUACCGCCUUGCGUCUAAAUUUCAAACCCUU